AUGCCUAUCACCGAGAUUACCAGCCUCCAAGAACUCCUCCAAACCCUCAACGCAUCCACCCCCAGCAAAGUCGUCGUCCAGGCCUCCGCGGCAUGGUGUGAACCGUGCGACGCCAUUGCGCCACAUGUGGACCGCUUAAGCAGCGAGUAUCAGAAUAGAAAGGAGGGAGAGGCAGAGGGAGAGCGAGAGAAGAAGGAGGGCGAGAAGGAGGGGGAGGGGAAAGGCGAAGUGCGGUUCGUCCGGUUCGACAUUGACAAGGCGGCGGAUUUGGCGCAGGAGUUGGGCGUGCGUGCUGUCCCUGCAUUUUUCUUCUUUUCGGAUGGGGAGCUCGUGGAUGAGUACAAGGGGGGGAGGGUGAAUCUGUUGGAGGAGAUGAUUGGGAGGAAUAUUGGGUGA
Molecule: messenger RNA, 396 nt
Organism: Aspergillus campestris IBT 28561
Lineage: Eukaryota; Fungi; Ascomycota; Eurotiomycetes; Eurotiales; Aspergillaceae
Product: thioredoxin family protein
Exons: 2
Coding region: 1-396 (131 amino acids)
Source: RefSeq, a predicted model, not a curated record